Molecule: messenger RNA, 1140 nt
Organism: Colletotrichum paranaense
Lineage: Eukaryota; Fungi; Ascomycota; Sordariomycetes; Glomerellales; Glomerellaceae
Product: glutamine synthetase
Exons: 5
Coding region: 1-1140 (379 amino acids)
Cellular component (GO): cytoplasm
Molecular function (GO): glutamine synthetase activity
Source: RefSeq, a predicted model, not a curated record
AUGGUAAGUCCCAAACUCUGCCCCACCACGUCAUACUACUCCCAUCGCGACCUGAGUGCUGGCGCGACAGAAGCUGCCUUCACCUCCAGGCCCGAGACCUUGGCCAAGUACCUCAAGCUUGACCAGAAGGGCUCAAUUAUGGCCGAGUACAUCUGGAUCGACGCUGAUGGCGAGACCCGUUCCAAGUCGAGGACUCUCAAGGAGAAGGAGUACACCCCCGAGGACCUUCCUAUGUGGAACUUUGAUGGUUCCUCCACCAACCAGGCUCCCGGCGACAACUCUGAUGUCUACCUGAAGCCCGUUGCUGUCUUCCCCGACCCAUUCCGUGGAUCUCCCAACAUCCUCGUCCUCUCCGAGUGCUGGAACGCCGAUGGCACCCCCAACAAGUACAACUACAGACAUGAGUGCGCCAAGUUGAUGGAGGCUCACGCCGCUCACGAGCCCUGGUUCGGUCUCGAGCAGGAGUACACUCUGCUCGACCUCAGCAACCGCCCCUUCGGCUGGCCCGCUAACGGCUUCCCUGCUCCCCAGGGCCCCUACUACUGCGGUGUUGGUGCCGGCAAGGUCGUCCAGCGCGACAUCGUUGACGCCCACUACAAGGCCUGCCUGUACUCUGGCGUCAAGAUCUCUGGUACCAACGCCGAGGUCAUGCCCGCCCAGUGGGAGUUCCAGGUCGGUCCCUGCACCGGCAUUGAGAUGGGUGACCACCUCUGGCUUGCUCGCUUCCUCCUGGCCCGCAUUGCCGAGGAGUUCGGCGCCAAGGUCUCCGUUGAGCCGAAGCCCAUCCCCGGUGACUGGAACGGUGCCGGUCUCCACUCUAACUUCUCCUCUAAGGAGAUGCGUGUUGAGGGUGGCAUGAAGCACAUCGAGGCUGCCAUCAAGAAGCUUGAGGGUCGUCACAAGGAGCACAUUGCCGUCUACGGUGAGGGUAACGAGAAGCGUCUCACUGGCCGCCACGAGACCGGCUCCAUCGAUUCGUUCUCUUACGGAGUUGCCAACCGUGGUGCUUCCAUCCGUAUCCCCAGAGAGUGCGCCCAGAAGGGCUACGGCUACUUCGAGGAUCGCCGCCCCGCCUCAAAUGCCGACCCCUACAGAAUUACUGGUAUUCUGAUGGAGACUAUUUACGGUUCUGCCGAGUAA